Molecule: messenger RNA, 3258 nt
Organism: Engraulis encrasicolus (European anchovy)
Lineage: Eukaryota; Metazoa; Chordata; Actinopteri; Clupeiformes; Engraulidae
Product: E3 ubiquitin-protein ligase TRIM33-like
Exons: 20
Cellular component (GO): chromatin
Molecular function (GO): zinc ion binding; protein binding
Source: RefSeq, a predicted model, not a curated record
AUGCAUGCAAGCUCGGAAACAACGGAAUCCAGCAGGGAUGUUGUCGGACUCGGCACGGAGAAUGAAGCCGAGGGCGUUACGGUGAGGAUGAAAAGCGGCAGCAAGAUAAAGCAGGUGUGUGCGCUGAGCUAUUUGGAAACAUGUGCGGAAUGCAAGCAGAAUUUCCACAAGCGGGAGCCCAUGCUGUUGCCGUGUCUCCACUCGUUAUGCAAGAGCUGUGUCCCGCUGCCCUGGCGCACACUGUCCGUCCCCCAGCAAUCACAAUCAGGAGCGACGCCCGCCGACCGAGGCUCGAAGUCACUGAAUGUGAUCCGUUGUCCAGUGUGCAAGCAAGAGUGCAUGGAUGUGGACGUGAUGGACAACUUCUUCCUGAGGGAUGCAGUAGAGUUGCCCAGUUCCACAGUGGAGAAACCCGCUCAGGUGUGCAUGAGUUGUGAGGACAACAGCGUGGUCUCCGGUUUCUGUGAGGAGUGUGUGGAGUUCCUGUGUGUCACCUGCAUUGAUGCCCACCAGAGGGUCAAGUUCACCAAGGACCACCACAUUAGGCAGCAGGAGCAGCUCUCAAGUAAGGCUUCCUAAAUCCUGAGGAUCUCCACUCCAAAGCCGGUCUUCUGUGAUGUCCACAAACAGGAGACCCUGAAAUUGUUUUGCGAGACGUGUGAUCGCCCCACAUGCAGAGACUGCCAGCUCCAGAAACACAAAGACCACAACUAUCAGUUUUUAGAAGAUGCCUACAGGAGUCACAAGCAGAACAUGGAGCAGAUGAUUCUUCAGCUUCAGGACAAAAGAAGAAACGUCGCGGAUGUUUCAGACUUAAUAAAUAACGGGCUUGCGCAGGCUGAGGAGAACUACACAGCGGUUCACAACGAAAUCAAAAGUGCGAUGACAAAUUUGAUUGCAGAGAUUAACAGGAAGGGAACAAUGUUGUUAAACCAGUUGGAGUCUCUUACCAAAGAUCACCGCAGCAGUCUGAGGAAACAGCAGCAGGACAUCAGUUCUCUCUCCAGGCAUCUAAAUCAUGUGAUCACCUUCACUAAGUGGGCCAUGGGACACAGCGGGGGCACCGCUCUACUGCACUGCAAACGCCUGAUUCUCUUCCAGAUCAGGAAUCUGCUGAGGACUAAAUGCAGUACGGCCUUCGUGCCGCAGAACAUCGUCCACUUCCAGUGCCAGUCAGCCUACUGGGCGUCCAGUGUUGAACUCGGGUCUUUGAUGGUGGAGCGCGUCCCCAGUCCUCAGCUGAACAGCUUCCAGGGCCUGUACCCCGGCAACCACCCCGGUAACCACCCUGGUAACCACCCCGGGCAGCCCUACCCCCCAGGCCACCUCGCGGGCAGCCCCCACCACCAUCCUCCCCCCCCAGGAGCAGGAGCAGCAGCAGCAGCAGUGCCCCCGCACAGCACCCUGGCCCAGCUCCAUAUGCAGGUGGAGAGACUGGCACAGCAGCAGCCUCCUCCUCCUCCUCUGGCUCCUCCUCCUCCCCACUGGCCCUGGUGCCAGAGUGUUCCUCUCCCCCGGCCCCCCACCAUGCGCCUCCCCCAGAGGGCCCCCGAGCCUCAGGCCCUCCACCCUCCUCCCGGCAUGAGAGCUCUAGGCCUGAUGGGGCCCAGUGGUCCGUCCAGACACAUGGAGGUGGUGCAGAGCAAUAUGGGGCCGGGUGGCGGUCCGCAAAGACACAUGGACGCCGUGCAGAGCCGGAUGCUGCUCUACUCCCACAAUGCACCACUGCCCAGCGGCGACACACUCAGCUCUCCCUUCUCAACACACCUACAGAGGAAUGACCUGGCAUUCACAUCACUAGCAAGGGGGCCCAGCUUUACACAAGCAACUUUCAAUUCAGGAAGUCUUGGUCCAGGCAUCCAGAACCUUGGCUCACACCCUGAUACAGAGACCAAGAUGCUUAUCAGGACGCAGGAGUUUUGCCCGCCUCCUAAGCGCCGGAGGCACGCGUCUCCAGGCCCGGUCAUCGUCAUUAAGGAUGAGCCUGACGAGAGGGACAUCAAUUAUGGUGCGAUGAGACCCAGCCUUCCAGACAGCACAGAGGACCAAGGCUGGCAGCGGUGUACUACAGAGGACCAAAACCAGCAGCAGCAGCAGCAGCAGCAGCAGCGUACUACAGAGGAGGCUGCUGCCAAACACAGCGCUCAGCACAGCACCGGGGUCCAAACUGUAGUCUCCCAGCACCCAACACAGGACAGUGCAGCAGACCCCCACCAGAGGACUAAAGAGGAGACCUCACAGAUGACACACGAGAGGACGACUGCUCAGCCCACGGACCUGGUUCAGGUGUCUGAAAAGCAGACCUCCAGUUCACAACAGGCUGCUGAGGAACUGUCCUCCACACCUCUGGGUGGCGCAGUUGAGCAAAGCCAGGAGCAGGCUACAGAGGGUAACGCUGGGCAUACUUCUUCUCCUGGUGGUUGCCCCGACCCCACACAAGAGCCAGAGGCCUGGCCUAAGAUUGUGCCCAAAGACCCCAGUGGAAGCAGCGGGGACCCAGAGCCACCGCAGGGCCCUAUGGGGGGGCAUGAGGUGGAGCAGCGAGGAGCCAUGGUGGAGGAGGAGGAGGUCGGUGGAGAGCGGUGCGGAGUGGUGGGGGAGGAUGGUGGUGGAUUGGAGCAGGGAGGAGCCGCAGUGGAGGAGGAUGGUGGUGGUGGUGGAAAGAGGUGUCGAGUGUGCCAGGCUGGUGGAGAGCUGCAGUGUUGUGACAAGUGCUCCAACAUGUAUCACCACUCCUGUCACAUCCCCCCUCUCCUCAAGACACCAUGUGGUCAGUGGUUUUGCUCACUUUGUCGAGACCUCUGCAAACCAGAGAUGGAAUACGAGAGUGAAAUUCUCACGCCGAUCACCAUGAGGAAGGAGACAUCUGCUAUGAUGAAACCUGUGGACAAAAGGAAAUGUGAGCGGCUGCUGCUGCAGAUGUAUUGUAGUGAAUUGAGGACACACCUCUGGAAGUCCCCAAACUCCGUUAGUGGUCUCAGGCAGUGUGAUGCAACUGAAAAUCCAAUGCAGUUUGCAGAAGUGAAAAACAAGCUUCAGACGGACAUGUGUCCAUACAACAGCCCGUUGGAGUUUAUUUCUGAUGUGAGAGAUGUCUUCAAGGAUCGCUUGAACGCUUGUGAGGCGGACUCCGAUGCUGAGGCAGCAGUGAUGAACUCGGAUGCUAAGGCAGCAGUGAUGAAGCUAGAGGAAUUCUUUGAGGCGCAGCUGACAAACUUGUUUCCCGAAGACACAUCAAAUAUGAGCUCAGGCCAGUAG